GUCUGCUCUGUUUUCUCCUCCCUGCAGCCGAACACCACCAGCCUUCACCCCCGCCUACUCCUCUUGGAAACUUGGAAUUUCGGAUCUGCUGUCUUCUCUCUUCCCUGCCGCCGGUGUUGCUGGAGUGAAUACCGGUUUUUCCUGUCUGCGUGAAGCCCCUGCGAUUUUUCCCGCCGGCUCUUCCCUCAUCCCGCCAACUCCAGCUUGCUUGUUGAGCAUUUUUGGUAAGUUGGCUUCUCUAAUCCUUGAAAAUUGGUGGAUUAAUUGGUGCUUGUGAGCUUUAAUUAGUUGUGUGGGUGUUUGGGUUGUCAAGGACCAAGAUGCCGAAGGUGGGGGAUGGGUUUCGGCGAAUUGAGAAAUGAGUUUUGGUUGAUGAAUUGUGUAGGAAAUUAAGGGGUUUUGGCUGUUGUGUGUGGGUGUCCAUGAGGAAAGGGGAGAACCCGUGAGUUGGCCAUUUUUGUCAAGGCCGGUUCUCCCAUUGCUUGUCCAUAGAUUUGAGAAAAAUGGUAUAUGGGUAAUUACAUAAUUGUAGAUAUAUAGAUAAAUACCCAAUCCCGGUUAAUGCUUGAUUUUCACAUAGAAAGCAAAAAUGAAAAUAAAUAAAGGAAUGAAAUUUCCUUAUAGAUAUUAACUCGAGAAUAUUGUGAUUAGGUCCUUGAUUGCCCUGUGAUCUUAGCACGUGGAUUAGGCCUUCUGUCCUGUGUAAUUUAAGUAUGAUUUUCUGUUAACUUCUGCCUGUUUUGUCUCCGAUACGGUCAUGUUAUCCUGUUGCCCGCUAGUGGGAGGUCAAACGCUAGCACAUGUCGACAUGUUCCUGAUAGAACCGGUUCAUUCCUGUAAUCCUGCUAGUGGGAGUUAAACACUAGCAAUUCCUGUUGCCUGCCAGUGGGAGGUUUAAACACUGGCCAUGGCCUAUAGAGGAGACGUCUAUUUCGUUCUCGUACCGUAUCUGUUUUCGUGAUUGUACUUGUUGGCAUGUUACAAAUUUUAAUUAAGGGCACUCCAUAUU
Molecule: messenger RNA, 1009 nt
Organism: Rubroshorea leprosula
Lineage: Eukaryota; Viridiplantae; Streptophyta; Magnoliopsida; Malvales; Dipterocarpaceae
Source: the annotation of a GenBank genome assembly